Molecule: messenger RNA, 1386 nt
Organism: Colletotrichum truncatum
Lineage: Eukaryota; Fungi; Ascomycota; Sordariomycetes; Glomerellales; Glomerellaceae
Source: RefSeq, a predicted model, not a curated record
AUGGUGAACACACGGGGCAAACAGAACGUGGAAAAUUCAUGGAACCGACACAUGCGAGGCACAGAAAGCCUGUGGUACUACGGAACAGAAAAGUUCCGCGCCAUUGCAUUUGACGCCCAGAGAUAUUUUGACGUGAGUCCGAGUGACCAACGAGGCACCCCCAUCUUCGUGUCCGUCGAAACUGUGCUCGGCUUGGGAUUCUCCCUGAUAGGUAACGAGAGCAAGGACGACUAUCACAAUGAAGGAAAUGGGAAUGAGAACAAAGUCUCUGAGUGGACUGAUGAGGAGCUCAUUGAAGGAACUCCCACGGACUGGAAAAUGUCCGAAAAUAACAAAACAACAGGGGUCGUGAUUAAUAUCAGGUUAAAAAAUGGCACCUCAAGCACUUGUCGCAUAAAGGUGCAUGUCUACCCGAAAGCGCCGGACUCCUGGACCGCGUAUGUUCGCAAAGUCCUAUCCUUGGGUGGCGGAAAGACCUUCAAGCCGACGCGUCAAUGCGAUAUGCCUCUGAAGUGGCCGUUGCUCGUGAAACCAUUAGAAAAGCGCCAAAAUCUGAUACAGUCAAGAUUUGGCCUUACGGUCAACGAGUUUUUCCGGCAUUUGAUAGCAGAGGCAAAUACAGCCAACGCCGAGAGCAAAAAGACUGCCGGCAUGCAAAAUACCACCUAUGGACAGUGGACGUUGCAGCUCUAUGACGACUCGUCAACGCAAAACUACAAGAUGAUGUCGGUAGACCCUUUCCAGCUCUACUCGACUUGGAUACACGAAGAUGACUGGCACUCGUACAUGACGAUGCUGUCGGAAACUGAAAAAAAUCCCAUCCGAAAGUUCAUAUCCCUCAAGAACAUAAACGCCUGCAACACCUUGAAUGAUCUCAUGCUCAAGGUGGGUGAGCGAGACCUCAAGAUCCAGGGCGACUUGUCUCCUAAAGAACGAGAGGCUUGUGGCCUCAAGCCGGAGCAAGAGGCAUACGAUAAGGCCGCUCUGAACGGGUUCAACAGACGGAAGAUAUCCGAGGCCCUCAAGCAAAAGCGACUCCAGGGGAUUAACUCCCAGAUCAAGAGAUACAACUUUUACAACGGCCAGACCACUAUUGAAGUCGUGUUAGAGGCCUCCAAGAUGGAAUCUGCUUCUGGCAAGCGCCCCUCCCAGCUCACUCAGGCCGUAGUCAUGGGAGGUGUUUCGGCAAGCGAUAUAGCGACAGGCUUAGACUGGGAAAAGGGACGCCUGGCAUCUGGUUUCUAUUCCAGCGAGUGGCUACAUCUGUCUGCAUUCUCCUGGGGCGGUUUCCUGCCAGCAGGCGCAAAGUCUGGGUUCUCGACAAGCCAGAACUUGGAGAAUCUGAUAUUUGGUACAUCCGAAACCAACUCCCUCAUGACAAGGUAA